Molecule: messenger RNA, 1968 nt
Organism: Uranotaenia lowii
Lineage: Eukaryota; Metazoa; Arthropoda; Insecta; Diptera; Culicidae
Exons: 1
Coding region: 1-1968 (655 amino acids)
Source: RefSeq, a predicted model, not a curated record
AUGCUCAUCGGAUCCGAAAUGUUUUACGACUUGAUAGAGGCUGGCAAGAUCCGAAUGUCCGCCGAACUUCCGUUACUACAAGAAAGCCGACUUGGUUGGCUAGUUGCGGGACCAGUUCAUUCUUCUGAAGGUAUCGCCUGUGUUCGUGUCCACCAAGUAAUGCCAGUUGAACCUGCUGAUGAGCGUCUUGACGAGCUGAUGAAACGCUUCUGGUGCAUUGAAGAACAGUUCCCCGACGAAAAAGUUGACAACGAUUGCGAGCAACCAGACGACCCAUGCUCGCAGAAAGGACGGACGGUACCUAGUGCUCGUUCCUCCCGACUCCCGUUCCGUGUCGAGGCUGAACUAUUAGGAGAAUCUAGGAACCAAGCGAUCAAACGAUUCAACACACUCGAGAAGAGAUUGGAGGCAUACCCCAAUACGAAGCAAAUGUACUCGGACUUCAUCAAUGAAUACAUCGAGCUUGGCCACGCAAGAUAUCUGAACGCGGAAGAAGCGACCGAAUACAACACCUACUACCUUCCGCACCACUGCGUGAUGAAACCCGACAGUUCGACAACCAAGCUGAGAGUGGUGUUUGACGCCUCAGCUAAGACGACCACGAGCUAUUCCUUGAAUGACGUGUUGAUGAGCCCUCCAACUAUCCAGAGCUCCCUGUUUGAUAUUAUUCUGAAGUGGCGUUCGCACAAAUACGUUUACACUGCCGAUGUGCAACGCAUGUAUAGACAGGUGAUAGUUGAUGAUUCCCACACUAAGUACCAGCGAUGUGUGUGGAGAGAUGAUAAGACGCAGCCGAUCCGAGAUCUUGAAAUAUUCCGAGUUACCUAUGGCAUAGGUCCAGCAGGGUUCCUGGCAACAAGAGCGAUGAUCCAGUUAGCGAACGACGAACAACACCGAUAUCCCGCAGCCAGCAAGGUCGUGCGAAGAGCGUUUUACGUAGAUGACGUACUCUCCGGUGGUGGUACCCUAGCCGAAACGAAAUUGCAGAUGAACGAAUUGACAGCACUACUCCGAGAAGAUGGCUUCAAGCUCCACAAGUUUUGCGCCAAUGAUCCUGCCUUGCUGAAAGACAUACCACCCGGAGAUCAAGAGAAACAGUUGAACUUCGAAGACAACGACAUCAACGGAGUGAUUAAGACACUUGGUCUCCUCUGGGACCCAGUCAACGACGAUUUCCUGUUUCAAGUUCAGCCGAUGAAAAACGAAAACCCGCCGACCAAACGACCAGUACUUUCCGAGAUCGCUAGAUUGUUUGACCCACUCGGAUUACUUGGUCCAACUGUGGUACUCGCCAAAUUAGUUAUGCAGCGAUUGUGGCAGAAGCAGAUUCGUUGGGACGACCUCAUCCCCGAUGAAGACCACGAAAUGUGGAAGAAACUACGACUUGAAUUGUGCCAAAUCAACAAUAUGAGAAUCCCCAGGCGAACCACAAUAGACGACCCGAUAACCUUAGAUUUGCACGGUUUUUCGGAUACCUCGAAGUACGCCUACGGCUGCUGCGUCUAUCUGCGAAGUGGGUCGGCUGCGGGAUCGGUCGAAGUAAGACUGCUGUGCGGCAAAUCCAGAGUUGCGCCGCUCAAGGAGCUGAACCGAAAAGAGAAGGAGAAUGCGGAUACCACCGAAAUGACUAUACCAAGAUUAGAGCUGUGUGCAGCGCUGCUGCUGUCCGAACAAGUUCAAAAAGUGCGCGAAACCUUAGAGAUAGGCAUUGAAAAUGUCAUCCUAAGGUCCGAUUCGAAAAUAGUGUUAGAUUGGCUAAAUAGAGUGAAACCAGAACAAUCACCUUUUGUGCAUAACCGAGUUAAGACAAUUCGAAAACUCACCGCGGGUAUGAAGUGGAUGCAUGUUGGAACUAAAGACAAUCCAGCGGACUUAGUGUCGCGUGGUGUUUACCCGAUCGAAUUAGUGAAUAGUGCAAUGUGGUGGGACGGUCCGAACAUUCUUCAUGCGACCGAUAUAGUGUACUAG